AAGCAGGAGUGUGUGUGUGAAUGGGCGCACGUGCCCUCUCGGCCCCUCAGAGCAGCCCCCACCCCGGAGCCCCAGGCCCUGGGUCCCCACCCUCCUGUUGCUAUGACAACCAGUUCUGUGAGGACAUGGAGACUAGAAUCGUGAGUGUGCGGUGGGCAGGGAGGGACGCGGACUCGCCGCAUGCGCGCUCCGACAACUUCAUGAUCAUGAGGAAGAAAGAGAACACGUCUUCAUCUUCCUCCCUCAAGGGGACCCAAGAAGCUAGGAGAGCCCCAGGGACGGGAGAUCCCUCCUUUAACUCCUGUGCCGGAUCCUCGACGUCCGUCCACAGCUUCACUGAUGACCUCGGCUACCAAGGGAGCCGGGAGCUGAGCAGCGUUUGCCGAGGAGGAAGGUGCGCGACCUCGGAAACCAUCACACUCACGGAAGAAGAGCCUGGCCUGGCGCCGGCCCGGAGGCAAAAGCGGAGCCUGAGGAAGCACAAGGGGGAGAAGGAUGAGCAGGAGGAGGACGAGGCCGACAGGGGCCCCCCGCCCCGGCGGUCCCGGAGGCCACGGCAGAAGGAGCGCCCCAGCCCCAGUGCCCCGGGGAGCGGCGCCUACAGCCAGAGCCCGGCCUCCCGCUGGAGCCUGGCCGGCUUGCGCCGCUGUCUGUGCGGCUGCUGCUGCGCUCGCUGGUCGGGGCGGGGGUCGGGGUCCGGGGCCCCCCGGCCCGACGGCUAGGCCUCGCGGGGGCUGUGCCCGGGCGAGGCCUGGCCCGGAGCCGGGAGCCCCAGACGGUCAACCUUUGUAAAUAAAGCCCAGUUUCUGUUCGAGGAGGCCGGUGCCAGCCCCUUGACCGCGGGACGGACAGAUGGGACGGUGGUGAGUGGAUCGGGGGGGGACACGCACCCGCUUUCCUCCUCCUGUCCUCUCUGGGCGCUUGAGCACCUUUCCAGCUGCGUCGGAAUCUCUGUCCCUAGAGCGAGGCCUGGGGUGGGGGGGCUGCGGCUUGGAGAGGGAAAGAGCCAAAGGCGAGGCCUGGGGGCGCGUUCGUCAGCCCCCCACCCCCUCCAGAGUUCGGCUGCCACCCAGAUGCUCAGGUCAAGACAAGGCUUGUGGGCUCCUCACUUAGCAAAAGUUGAGAUGGGAACAAAGGCCGCUGGCCGCCUCGCCUGCCGGAACCCGCCUGGCGUCCGCCUCAGCGAGGGGCAGAGGGGCCUCGCCCUCCAGGACCUCCUUCGGGCCCUGCCCCUGGCUGGCUGGGAGGGCGGCCCGUGGGGACAAGUGGAGACGUGCAGCCGUCCUAGCUGGGGCUCCCGCAGGUUGCUGAGGCUGAGGGCCCCGCGGGGAAGGGCGGUGAGGACACAGGACCCGCCGGGAGAAAGGCUGAGUGGGCUGUGGCCUC
This is a messenger RNA of Mustela erminea (ermine), 1386 nucleotides long. RefSeq lists its product as uncharacterized. The coding region runs from base 21 to 722 and encodes 233 amino acids. The record is from RefSeq and is a predicted model, not a curated record. The transcript has 4 exons. Lineage: Eukaryota; Metazoa; Chordata; Mammalia; Carnivora; Mustelidae.